CGCCCUGCUGAUGACAUGAGGGCUGGCCGCGCGGCGCCUGUCUCCCUGACAACGCGUCUCAUAACUCAGAAGCACUCAUCAGCAGUCGGCUCCUCCCCCCGCGUCCACCUGUCAGGGCCGCAGGUCCAUGCUUCCGGCGCGCAGCCUCUUUUACGACAGCGUGAUUUCCGGCAGCGCGGAGGGAUAUCGCGAGAGUUGCAGGUGAGGCGAGGUGAGAGGGAAGCGGAGGCUCCCGCAGCACACCUGUCCACAGGUAAACAACCGGAGCGAAGGACGAAGAGAAGAGGAGGAAUCAAGAUGAGUAAUCCCAUCCCGUCCAAUCUCAAGUCGGAGGCAAAGAAAGCCGCCAAGAUCCUGACGGACUUCACGGAAAUCUCCAGCAGGAACGGACCCGACAAGCUCAUCCCCCCUCAUGUGAUCGCGAAGGCCGAGGGUCUGGCCAUCAUCUCCGUCAUCAAGGCCGGAUUCAUGAUCACAGCCAGAGGAGGCAGCGGCAUCGUCAUCGCCAGGCUGGCUGACAGACGUUGGUCCGCACCUUCUGCCAUCGGCAUCGCAGGUCUGGGAGGAGGCUUCGAGAUCGGGGUGGAGGUGUCGGACCUGGUGAUCAUCCUGAACCAGCGCCGGGCCAUCGAGGCGUUCACUAAGGGCGGGAACCUGACGCUUGGCGGGAACUGCACCGUCGCCGUGGGACCUAUGGGCAGGAACGUGGAGGCAGAUGUGGUGCUGCGUAGCACUGCGGCCGUUUUCACUUACUGCCGGUCCAGAGGUUUGUUCGCUGGCAUCUCACUGGAGGGAUCGUACCUGCUCGAACGCAAAGAAACCAACCGCAAGUUUUACACCCGGGACAUCCGUGCAUCAGCCAUUUUGAACGGCGACGUGGAGCCGCCGUCAGAGUGCUACGCCCUUUACCACAUCCUAGACGCCUACGCUGAGGCCUACACCGCCGACUGGACCAGCAAGAACAAGCGUUCAGUGUCGACAUUCGCUCCAUCCAGACCUCCAGCUCCGCCUCAGCAGAGACAGGCAACCAGCUACCAGCAACCGGCAACCAGCCACCAGCAACCGGCAACCAGCUACCAGCAACCGGCAACCAGCUCAGGUGCUCGACCAGGAGCAGGAAGUAAAAACGCCCUCUAUCCAAGCGUCUCCGUCUAUAAGUCUGAAACCUCGGCUCAAUUUCCCUCCAGAAACUCUCAGAGUUCCGGUGGGGGUCCGUCAGGGGGCGGGGCCAGCGGGCAGCUGGUUGUCACGGCGACCCACCCGUUCACAGGGCAGCAGCCCGGCGACCUGAGCUUCGUCCCUGGCGACCGGAUCACCGUCAUCACCAAGACGGACUCGCACUACGACUGGUGGGAGGGGCAACUGAACGACGGGCGAGUCGGGAUCUUCCCGGCCAACUUCGUCACGUACUGACCCUCCCCGGUGGACGGUGGAGGUACUGCAGCACAUACAACACUACGGGAAGCAGGAGGGGUCAAGAGACAUUGCAGGUUUUGGGUUUGGCUUCAUUUUUGAGAUGCAACAAUUAGUUUAUUGGAAUAAUAUUAAUGUGGAACUAUUUUCAUAAUCAAUCAACUGUUACAGACAUUUUUUUCAAAACCACUAAUCACUUUUCUUCUCACGUUGUUGUGGACAAAACAAGAUUUGUGAGAUUUGAUCUCCAUAAACUUUUUAUCAAUCGCUUUAUUCAGAAAAUAUUCAGCAGAAAAUUUGAUAAUUAACUUCCCUUUCCUGUUCGUUCCCUUCAAAAUAAAGAUGAAAAACAAACAAUUUUUUUAAAUAUUUGCUACAAAAUAGAAUUGAAAGCGAUCUAAGUUUUUCACUGUGUUAAUAUGAAACAGUAUUUCAGGUGUUUAUUAACCUUAUGUUCUAUGUUUAUAGUUAAUAUAUGACGACAACAGGAUUAUUCUAUCACAUUAGCAUGAUUCAAAUAAUGGUGAGUUUUUGGGGAUUGUUUGUACAUAUCGGAGGCUGUAUGAUCAUAAAUAAAUUCACUUUAUAAAAA
Molecule: messenger RNA, 2005 nt
Organism: Scophthalmus maximus (turbot)
Lineage: Eukaryota; Metazoa; Chordata; Actinopteri; Pleuronectiformes; Scophthalmidae
Gene: sh3yl1
Product: SH3 and SYLF domain containing 1
Exons: 11
Coding region: 16-1413 (465 amino acids)
Cellular component (GO): ruffle membrane
Molecular function (GO): protein binding; phosphatidylinositol binding
Source: RefSeq, a predicted model, not a curated record